Messenger RNA from Prorocentrum cordatum, 705 nucleotides. The record is from the annotation of a GenBank genome assembly. NCBI's taxonomy places the organism in Eukaryota, Dinophyceae, Prorocentrales, Prorocentraceae.
GUGCAGUGGGUGGCUCGCGAGUCGAGGCUGGACGUGGCGGGCGGAGCCUCCAUUUUAGCAGGUGCGAUGCCGAACCCUACGGUGGGUCACGCAGUGACGCUGAUCAAAGUGUGCAAGUAUCUUAAGGCGACUGCCUCACAGAAGAUAACGAUUUGGGCCCUGGACCCCCUGUCCCUGACUUUUGUGACCGCGUCGGACGCUUCGGGCCCCGGGUCGGCGAGUCGUGGGGGCUCCCAAGGAGCCUGGAUCGUCAUGGCCGCGGAUGCCGCCAUCCGCGCCAAUCAGCGGGCCCGAGUUUCUGUUCUGUCCUGGCGUUCCCAGCGUUUGAAACGUGUUAUCAGCUCCACGGUGGCCGCCGAGACCCUCUCCCUAAGCGGGGCCAUUGCGGAGGCGCAAUGGCUUCACGUCCUGUGGAGGGACACCGUUUUCGGCGACGUCAAUCGACCGUCCUGGAACACGAGUGCCUCCCCAUUUUCGGUGGUUAUGUCCGCUGGCUGUAGUUUGCAUGAACAGGCGGCGGCUCUGUGUAUCGUGGACGCCAAGUCGGUCUUCGAUACCCUCUCGAAGAAUGCCGCCGGGCAGGACGCCUGCCCGGAGAGGCCUGGGAGGCCGGACGCCUCCCUGCAGGACGCCUGCUCGGAGAAGCCCGAGAGGCCGGACGCCUCUCUCCCAUGUGGAUUCCCAUACCGGAGUCGAACCCGGUAA